Molecule: messenger RNA, 405 nt
Organism: Adineta ricciae
Lineage: Eukaryota; Metazoa; Rotifera; Eurotatoria; Adinetida; Adinetidae
Source: the annotation of a GenBank genome assembly
AUGAAACUCCAGUGGCCAAUCUGUGGACCGAAAUUAUCUUUAUGUUGCUCCAUCAUAUCCGUUUGGGGUAUUAUUCAAUUUCUUCUCAUGGGCGUUUUCUUUUACAUGGAAGCAGCACCUUUAUUAGAUGAUUUCGAAUUCGAUCACAAUACGACCAACACGAAAGUCUUCAAAGAUAAUCUUUCCAGUGCGUAUAGUCAACGUGCACAUAACUGCUGGAUUGCCGCAUUUCUCUAUGUCGGAUUAUUGGUAAUUGCUGGUUCACAAUUCAUAACGAAUCAAAAACAACUAGUCGAAACCGGUCAUCCGACGUCGAUGGCUACGAGAUUUUCCGGUCUUGCUGCGGAUGAGAAUGGUUUCAAUCGACAGUAUCAAAUGCAGUACAAUUCCGAACAGACUGAAUAG